UGAAGAAAGACUCUGAAGUAAGAGGGAUGGAUUAUUUAUGUAACCGGUUAGAAAGCACAAGCUGUGAUUCAUUUAAUUCUGCUACUAGUGCUGGUUCAGAUUCAGGAUCAUCAAGGAGACCAAGGAUCGAAGAAUUUCUUAGUAGAAGAGUGCUUGGUCAGCAUGCUGGAGAACUUUUACUUGACCUUCAUACUUUUGUUAAUCUGACAGAAAUGACGACAUUAUCGUUUCCUGGAAUGAUUGUGAACAAAACAGAGGUUAUCCUCACAUUGUUAGAAAUAUCAUGUGAUCAUCUACAGAAGCUUGAGAGUGAUACGGACAUACUUCUAGAUCAAAGGGGGACAAUCUAUUAUUCUAAACCAUUUGAUAUUAUGGAUUGUGAAGAUAGAUCUGUUUUGAUUGAUAGUCUUAUUAGGCUAAAUAACUUUGAGUAUCAGAUUAAUAUAUAAAAUACUAUGAGUGUUUUUCUGCAUUAUUUGGAAUUUUAGUAGGCGGUUGUCAUAUGACUGACACGUCAUAACUUUAAUAUCUUUUAGUUACGGCAUUAGGUUAAAUAGCAUUGAGUAUGGGAUUAAUAAAUAAAGUUGUAUUAA
This is a messenger RNA of Mytilus californianus (California mussel), 593 nucleotides long. RefSeq lists its product as uncharacterized. Bases 27 to 449 code for a protein of 140 amino acids. The transcript is spliced from 2 exons. The record is from RefSeq and is a predicted model, not a curated record. NCBI's taxonomy places the organism in Eukaryota, Metazoa, Mollusca, Bivalvia, Mytilida, Mytilidae.